This is a messenger RNA of Magallana angulata, 1784 nucleotides long. RefSeq lists its product as uncharacterized. NCBI's taxonomy places the organism in Eukaryota, Metazoa, Mollusca, Bivalvia, Ostreida, Ostreidae. The transcript has 11 exons. The record is from RefSeq and is a predicted model, not a curated record. Bases 1 to 1665 code for a protein of 554 amino acids.
AUGUCUUUUCAAGAUAAUACUGAUGAAGUAGAAAAUAUCCUAAAGGAGAUAUUUGGAUCAUCUGAUGAUGAGCAUGAUGAAGAAGAUGAUGGUGGCAGUGAUGAUGAUGAUGAAGAAGAAAAAGGGAAUGAAAUGUGGCAAAAUAUAUCCAGGUUUGUAAAUUGUAAGGCUUGCAUACAUUACCAGGAGGAGAUGAACAUAUUGUCCGAUAGAAGAUUUGUUGUUGGGGAGAGGGAACUAUUGGACCUAUUGAAAAGGAGCACCUGUACAGAGUGUUGUGAUCCUAUCAUUCAAUCCUCCAUUGUUGAGGCAGAGAAAAUAGCAGCAGGAGUAAAGUAUAAAUAUACCUGCACUAAUGGUCAUGUUGGAAAGUGGAUCUCAACACCAUUUUAUGGAGGCAGGAGUGCUGUUGCAAUCCUGCUGCAACUAAUGGUACUUCUGUCAGGAGCAUCAUGGGAUCAGAUCAACAUGGGUGCAAAAUUGAUUAAUCUUGCAAUUGGAUCAGCAAGACAAUUCUAUAGAAUGCAACUUCAAUACAGAGUUGCAGUACAGAAAGUGUUCACUAAACACAUGGAAGAUAUUGGUGACAAACUGAAAGAGAUACCCCUGAGCCUGGCUGUGGAUGUAAGAUAUGAUACUCCAGGGUUUUGUGCCAACAAGUCUACAGCUGUCUUCAUGGAUGUAAAUUCAAAACACAUCAUACAUUUGGAGAUUGGAGAUUCUCGGGAGGUUGGGCGACACAGUCCUAAAAUGGAGAGGCUCCUGAUUGAGAGAGGUCUCAACUACAUUCUAAAUGUAUCACCGUAUCUAGUGUGGGAAAUAAUUUCUGAUGCUAGCAGAAAUAUAAUUUCCAUGAUGCGCACUGACCCCUUCAAACAUCUGCAGCACAGUUUAGACAUCUGGCAUAAAGCAAAGAAACUGGCCUUUCUGCUUGGAGAGAUAGCCAAGAAGGCAGCAAACAAAGACUUACUACCAUGGAUUCGUCCAAUUAUUAACCAUUUUUGGUACUGCUGCAGUGCAUCAAAAGGGAAUGUAGAAAAGUUAUUGAAAAAGUGGUUUGGCAUUCUCCAUCAUGUCACUAAUCAACACAUUUGGCCUGGGGGAAGAUGUCAUCAUACUGAAAAUAACUUGGAGUCCUUAUCUUCAAAUAGAAAAUGGCUUCAUAGAAAUUCUUCUGCUUUUCAAGAACUAAGGAAAGCAAUAACCAAUAGGGAUUGGUGUGGAAGUAUGGCAUUCUAUGUCAACUGCCGGCAAACUUGGGCAAUUGAAAACUUUUUUAGCCAUACCCUUUUACACUAUGUUCCAAAAAGAGUGUCCUAUAGCUAUGAUUCCUACACCAUAAGAAACAUGCUAGCUGUAAUGGACCAUAACAACCAUCUUCAUAGGCUACCACAGGUCACAGAGAGUGGUUUGCCCUAUGUUUAUUCCCACUUUUCACGGAAAACAAAGCAGUGGGUUGCAUAUGAAAAGAAGUCAAUCAAAGAAUACUCCUACAUUCCAGGACUCAUUAUAACCUGCAUGAAAGAAAUAUAUGGGAGAUCUUGUGCGGGUUAUACAAGGACUAGGCAGUCAAAAGAUCUUGACAACAUAUCUGCCAAUUUAUCCGGAUCAGCAAAUCCUGGGUCUCGGGUUUUACUUGCAGAAAUGAAAAGCAGAAAAAAAUGAAGACUAGCCGCAGCCUCCAAGACUUCAUUUCGGCUCGGAAUAUUUCCCCUACUCGAGUUGCGAAUGCUCUGUGAGGCGUAAGGGUGAUAGCGUGCAGGCUACAAUCAGAAACAAUUAUU